GGAGUGACAUUUACAGUGUAAACAAAAUCCUUCAAUAUUUGAAGAUAUGUCCAGGAAGGGAAUUGUUGUUCAAGAGGAAUGAAAAAUUAAAAUUUGAGGUGUAUACUGAUGCAAAUUAUGUAAGGCCUAUUAGAAAUAGGAGAUUCAUCUCAAGAUAUUGUGUUCUUGGAUAGAAAUUUAAUGACUUGGAAAAGUAAAAGCUAAAAUGUUGUUGCUAGGUCUAGUGCAAAGACUGACUUCAAGCUGACAUAUAUGAUGUGUGAAUUGUUAUGGUUCAAAAAUAUUAUAUGAAAGUGGCAUGUGGAAAGCCCAUAACUCUUUAUUAUCAUAGUAAGUAAAGCGAUUUCCAUUUCUCAUAAUUUAGACCAAUAUGAUAGGACCAAGCACAUGAAAAUAAACAGAUACGUUAUUGAAGAAAAAUUUGAUAGUGACUUUAUCACCACCUGUUAUGUCCCAUUUGGGCUUCUUAUGAAUGAGGAGAAAAUAUCUUGUUAAGUUACUAAAGGAUAUUGUAAUCAUUACAUGUGAACUAUAGUACGAUAAUGGAUAUCUCUUCUUUGUUGUUACUUUUACGAUAGAGUUGUCUAUAUAUAAUGCUUAUGUACUGAUUCUUUUAUUCAAUAAAAUCUUUUAUCUCGUACAAUUGAAUUCUUUUUAAGUGUUAUUAUGUGAUUGAUAUUUUAGAUAUGCAAUAUAUUAAGCUUUUCAGAUAGUUAGUUCAUGACAUGGUACGAAAGUCUCUACGACUUACUGGGUCUGGAGUUGAAUCCUUUCUAUUCUUAUCCUUCUUAUUAAAGGUUGAAUUGAAUUUCUGCCUAAGGUAGGUCAUAGGAGGAGUCGGGCAUUAUCCACACUUAAAGGCCAAACAACUCUUGCACGGGGGAAUGUGAAAUAUAUAAAGUACAAUAGGUGAAUACUAUAAUUGAUCCAUAAAAUGUAGGCGAAUUUCAAAAAUUCGUGACUCAAACGAUAAUUUGACAAAUUUUCAAGGACUAAAGUAAAAUUUAGGACCUAAAUAAAGUGACACAACAACAUAGGGACGUUUUUUAAUUUCUUGUUUUACUUCCAAAGACUAAUGGGACAACUUUGGAUGACCAAUUUGGAUAUUCACUCAAAACAAAAUCAUUCAUGUAUCUUCACAUAAGAACAUUGCUUUUAAAUAAUUGGUCCAUGAUAGUAGUGAUGGUAACUGUGAAAUCUGUUAUGUAAAGGUAUCAAGUUUUUCUAGUGAUAAUUUAAAGUGGUCUAAUUUAUGCCUUUAUUUAAACAGGUAUGUAUCUCUUGUGAGUUGUGGGAAUAUUAUUGCAUCAUUACUUUCCUUUUUUAUGAAAUUUGAUUAAUUUAAAGUUGAAAAAAUUCCAGGCAAUCGGUCACUUGAUUUCCUGCUCAAUUUACAGGUUAAUCAAAUGCAACAGGAGCAUGACAAGAAGCAACUAAGCCUCAUAGCUGAGCACAAUGAACAACUAAAGCGUACCCAACUGCUAGCUGAAAAUGAACUGCGAGAGAAAACAAUCUUUAUGAGGAAUGAUCAUGAAGCUCAGAUUAAAGCAUUGAGAUGUGAACUUGAAGAUGAAUGUCGGAAGCUAGAAGAGGAGUUGCAUCUUCAAAAAUCCAAAGAAGACAGACAAAGGGCUUUGUUGCAGUUGCAGUGGAAAGUGAUGAGUGACAAACCCAAAGAGGACCAAGAAGUGAAUUCAAAACAGGACUACUCCAUUUCAUCAAUUAAGAGAAGGAGUUCUUGUGGUGGCAAAAGAAAUCUACAGCGUGACUUAGACUCUCCUUACUUUGAAGCAACACAAACACCAGUGCCAAAGUUGUUGACAAAAGUGGACAACAUUAAAACAGGAAGUGCAGUGAGCAUACCUAAGCGUCAUAGAAAGCAGGUAACUCGCCAUGAAUAUGAAGUUGAGACUUCUAAUGGGAGAACAAUCACAAAGAAAAGGAAAACAAGAAGUACUGUUAUGUUUGAGGAUCCUAGAAAUCGAAAGAUAAAUACACCAAAAGUAAAUACUCCUGGAAGUGUUGUUAAGAGCAUCAAAGGAGGAGGGCAUACUAAUCCUUCAAAUAUAGGUGAUUUGUUUUCAGAAGGGUCUCUUAAUCCCUAUGCUGAUGAUCCCUAUGCAUUUGAUUAGAGUUGGGCAUGGACUGCUGUUUUCUUCAAUGCCAUUGUGACAUAAAAGUUAUGGAUGAAGAUACAAUUUUAUUGAGCCUGGAAAAUAGACAAGAUGGGUUGAAAUUUAGCCAUGCUAUCAUAGUUUCUUAGUAUUGUUGAAGUUGACAGAUAUGUAGACUUCCCGGUUAUUUCUGCUGGUUUGGAUCUACAGCUGCCGAUGAUAGAAUAAUAGAUAGCUGGUAAAAAAAGUCAUUUGACAAGAUUUAGUAUCUCAUGUAAUUUGUUUUGAAAGAAUCACAGUUGUUUGCGGGGUUGUUGUAUAUAGCAUCCGUCUCUAUUGGAAGCGCCUGUAGAGGGUUUUCUAAUUAGAAUUAGAAAUGAAAAACGACACUUCGCCAAUAUUUUCAUGAUAUGGAUCACGACUGUAAAUUGCACUGGCAUAGUUUGUAAAUAUUAUUCUUUUUUCUGUUAA
Messenger RNA from Vigna umbellata (rice bean), 2585 nucleotides. The record is from RefSeq and is a predicted model, not a curated record. Lineage: Eukaryota; Viridiplantae; Streptophyta; Magnoliopsida; Fabales; Fabaceae.